Messenger RNA from Paramacrobiotus metropolitanus, 1270 nucleotides. RefSeq names its product histone acetyltransferase KAT6A-like. The transcript has 4 exons. The record is from RefSeq and is a predicted model, not a curated record. The coding region runs from base 107 to 985 and encodes 292 amino acids. Lineage: Eukaryota; Metazoa; Tardigrada; Eutardigrada; Parachela; Macrobiotidae.
UAGCACACUGCAAGUCACAUUAUUCUAAAAUUGUUUUUACCAACAACUACAGCAACACUCCUAUAAGAUAAUCACAGCAAAACUCCGGCUUAUAAUAUACUAGCAGAUGCACUCCGAAAAAAUGCCACACUGGAAUUUCAAGAUAGUUUUCGUGUUGAUAAUAAGUAAUCUGUGCCAGCAUCGGAUUUUAUCACAAACUGCCGGUGCCGGAACGUCGUCCAUAUUCAGCCUGUCCAAUCCAUCGUCAUUAGGCAGCCUGACAUCCGGAGGAACAGCACCAGCCAGUGCACCCGCUGGCACAUCCACCGGCUUCAUCCCCAUUGUGGUCAACAAUCCCGCUGGUACGGGAGCGGCCGGCACGGGCAUGGCCGGUUCCGGAUUCGGCGGUGCAACCAGCCCAUUCCAGCCGGCUCCAGCUGCUGGUUUGGGCGGAGGCCUGGGAACGAUCGGUGGACCGCCACCAGUUCCGGCACCCAGUCUAAUUAACCCUAACCCACUUACUCCGGGAGUGCAGCCACAACCCACGGUCUUCGUACAACCUCAACCUCAACCACAACCACAGCCACAGCCUCAACCGCAACCUCAACCUGGACAACCCCCGAGAACGUAUCUGGAUUGGAUAAGCACAUAUACGGCAGACUUCCUAGCAACUUUAAACAGGGAUCAGUUAGUAUCCUUCCUGCGGGUAUAUUUUAUGUCGAGGAUGAUGGGCUUUUCGGUGCUGGAUCCCAGGUCACCGGUGGCCCGUUCCGCUGGACCGUCCGAUCGACGAGCUAUAGAAACGGCUCGCAGUAUUCCCUUGUCCGAUACACAGUUAGUUCACCUGGAUAAUACCGGGUUGGGUAAACUCUUAGCUGCGUAUGCAAAUAAGCUGAACGCGGUUCCGGAAUCGCAGAAAUCUACAGUCAUCAAAGAGUAUCAGGACACGGUGGAAAACUUAAAACUACCAAGAGGGAUAAAAUAUGCUUUAAAGCACGUCAUUUAACAAACUCUCGAUCCUGGAGCACAAAGCCCAUGUGGGAUAAAUGCCUUUCUCGACAUUUUGUUUAUGGAUAGAGUUGUUUUUCUCAUUGUCAGCAGUUUGAAUGGGUGAAUUUCUUUGCAUUGUGAUAUUGUGCAGUGUUACGUAUAAAUUCGCAUUAGACAAAAAUUUUUAUUAGACAGAAAUAUGCAUGCUAUGCAUACCGGCAUAUACUUAUGCACGUAUAGGGAAACUGAUGGAAAUCGUAAUUUGUUAAGAAAAAUGUUUUAUAACCAGCUAUCCAAUAAA